Dictyostelium purpureum is the source of this 330-nucleotide messenger RNA. RefSeq lists its product as uncharacterized. The transcript has a single exon. The record is from RefSeq and is a predicted model, not a curated record. Lineage: Eukaryota; Evosea; Eumycetozoa; Dictyosteliales; Dictyosteliaceae. The coding region runs from base 1 to 330 and encodes 109 amino acids.
AUGUCCAUAAUAAAUGAAAAAAUUAUUUUUUAUAAUAAUUGUAUGGCUGAUAUAGAGUCAAAAGAAAAUUGUUUAAUAUUAAAAGAGGAGGAUAUUAUAAAUGGCCAUCUAAAAACUUAUAAAAAAGAAGAAAAUAAAGUAAAUCAAAUUGUAUUUUAUUCAUCUUUUAAUAUGACAAAUGGUAUUUAUAAUAUUUGUAAAAAAAUAUUUUCUGAUAUGGAUACAAUUAUCAUGAUGGUGGAUAGUUUUCAUAUUAAAAAAAUAAAUAAUAAUACAAUUUUUAUAUUUGAAAAUUUUAGCAAAAUCAUUAACGAAGAAAAGCUUACAUAA